Messenger RNA from Cucurbitaria berberidis CBS 394.84, 1513 nucleotides. RefSeq lists its product as uncharacterized. The transcript is spliced from 5 exons. Gene Ontology annotation, biological process: regulation of DNA-templated transcription. NCBI's taxonomy places the organism in Eukaryota, Fungi, Ascomycota, Dothideomycetes, Pleosporales, Cucurbitariaceae. The record is from RefSeq and is a predicted model, not a curated record. Gene Ontology annotation, molecular function: zinc ion binding; DNA-binding transcription factor activity, RNA polymerase II-specific. The coding region runs from base 29 to 1432 and encodes 467 amino acids.
CCACACCUGCUUCGCUAUGCAAGGAAACAUGACGACCCCUCUUUUGCGUUGGAAGAAUCGAUAUAAUAUUCCUGAAAAUGUCUAUAUUGACCUCCGCCAUGCCCUCCGUGAGGAGAUUAGCGUGAAUUCUGGUGCAAUGGAGGCAUUUAUCUCACCAGAGGCCUCAAGUAACCCUUCAGAAAUUCACGCUCGAAUCGCUUACCAACGUCCUGACUUCAUUGAUGCGGCCAGGGACGUAGAGAACAUAUCUUACCAACAACAACCGCUGGAGCCACAGCGGAACAUACAGCGUCAGAUCACGGUGGUCUCACAGGUGCCACACCAGCUGAACCCAGUCUCCAGUUGCUUUCGUUGCAGGCUUACCAAAAGGAAGUGCGACCAGCGUCAGAUAUGCGCCUUGUGCGCUAAAUCGAGUAUCUUUCCCAAUCUUUGCAUUCGAGUGCAAUUCACUGAGAACCCUGUGUUUCAGAAGUGGCAAGAAACUAAAUACGAGUCAAUGCUUGCGUGGGAACAUCUGUCCUUAUGGUCUCCUCCGAUCAAGGCUUACCUUCGACAUUUCGAGAAGGGACCUAUCUUUGGAAUUACUUGUUCACUUUUCCAAUUGACGUCGCUUGAUCCAACAUAUUUGUUUCACAAAACAACCAAGGGUUGGGCUUCAAUACCGACGAGUCCGUACGCACUUUUCGAUCCAGUACAACCAGAACGAUUAGAAAUCUACAUUGAACAAUAUGUCGACUUCUUCCUGGGCGAGAACGGGUCAAACGAAGCCUGGCUUGAUGUGAUCCUAGAACAAGCAAAGUCAUAUCUCCAUGAACCGCUGAUUUACCAGACUCUUAAGCUCUGGUCUGCUCAUCGCCUUCUUAUGAAGGGUUGGGGACUUACUGAACCAAGCCUCGGAAUGCCGCUUUGUCACGACCGAAACUCCAUGCUCUGUGGCACCACGCCUGCUCCACGUGUCCUCCAAAAUCAGCUGGACCGACUGUUAGAACAAUUUUGUGCUUCACAGGAACUGAAAUGUCUAAUUCAACUCCAACGUGCUAUGUUCCAGAGGAAAAGCGCACAGUGGGGUGUUAUAUUCAUAGUGACAAUCCUUCUCUUACACAUCCGGGAAAGGGAUAUUUGGAGACUGCUAUAUUGGGUAUUGACAAACGACAACAAAUAUCAGUGGCGACAUCCUACAAAGGCUACUGAACUUGUUAGCAAAAGCGUGUACGUGAGCAAUAUGCUCCUGGCAUAUUUGCGGCUGGGCAUGAAGGAGGUCCCAGAAGAGUUCGGCUCGGUUAGAACAUUGAUGCCACCGAAUGGACCAGCUAAGGAUCAAUACAAUUGGAUGCAUGAAUCCAGUGUAGAUUUCUCUCUAUGUCGCUCGGCGUUCGAAGAUAACACCAAACCUUUCAUACCAGUGAGCGCUGUCAAUUUCGGUUGCUCGUAACAACUAUUCCAUUCCAAAGAUUUCAAGAACUCUCGUACGUGUCGACAUAUACACUUCUUCAAUUGUGCCACGGCAUUCAAU